Messenger RNA from Gavia stellata (red-throated loon), 1864 nucleotides. It is a transcript of the gene TMBIM1, whose product is annotated as transmembrane BAX inhibitor motif containing 1. The transcript has 11 exons. Bases 1 to 948 code for a protein of 315 amino acids. The record is from RefSeq and is a predicted model, not a curated record. NCBI's taxonomy places the organism in Eukaryota, Metazoa, Chordata, Aves, Gaviiformes, Gaviidae. Gene Ontology annotation, cellular component: Golgi apparatus; endoplasmic reticulum; membrane. Gene Ontology annotation, biological process: negative regulation of apoptotic signaling pathway.
AUGGCGCAGCCCAACGCGCCCCCUCCCUACGAUGACAAGAACCCCCUCUACCCCCCACCCCCCGGGGUCUACCCCCAGCCCACCCACUAUGCUGGGGGGUACCCGCAGCCUGGGGGAUACCCUGUAGCAGGGGGAUAUGCGCAGCCCGGGGGAUACCCUGCAGCAGGGGGGUACGUGCAGCCAGGGGGGUACCCCCAGCCGGGGAUGGCCAUGCCCACCAUGCCUAUUCGGUUCGGUGACGAUGGCAUUGGGGACAGCUCCCCCCUCCAAUCAGCCGACUGGGACAACAGGAAAAUCCGGCACACCUUCAUCCGCAAGGUCUACGCCAUCAUCUCCCUGCAGCUGCUGGUGACAGUGGGAAUCAUUGCCGUGUUCACCUUUGUGUCCCCCGUCCGCUCCUUUGUCCAGAGAAACGUUGCCAUCUACUACGCCUCGUAUGCCGUGUUCCUGGUGACCUACCUGGUGCUGGCCUGCUGCCAGGGUCCCCGGAGACGCUUCCCCUGGAACAUCAUCCUGCUGAGCAUCUUCACGCUGGCCAUGGGAUUGAUGACGGGGACGAUUGCCAGCAUGUACAGGACCAACGCCGUCCUGAUCGCCAUGCUCAUCACCGCCAUCGUGGCAAUCAUUGUCACCAUCUUCUGCUUCCAGACCAAGGUUGAUUUUACAUCAUGUCCGGGGCUUUUCUGCGUGCUGGGCAUCGUGGUCAUGGUGACCGGGAUCGUCACCGCCAUCGUCCUCUCCUUUAAAUAUGUCCCCUGGCUCCAUAUGCUGUAUGCGGCCAUCGGUGCCAUCGUCUUCACUCUGUUCCUUGCCUAUGACACCCAACUUGUGCUGGGGAACAGGAAGAACACACUGAGCCCCGAGGAGUAUGUCUAUGGCGCCCUCACCAUCUACACUGACAUCAUCUACAUCUUCACCUUCAUCCUGCAGAUCGUGGGCCGGGAUUAGUCCCGGGACCCCUCCUGUCCCCCCCCUGCUGCCCCUCACCCCCUCCUCUGGCCUCUGUACAGGCCACAGCCACUUACCAUGACUCCUAACGCUUAGGCAUCCCUACCUGUAGGCUGCUAAGGAAAGGGCUUCCCUUUGAUCACCCCCCACAAGGCUCCAAGGGUGGUGGUGGGGGACCAGCUGCCGGUGUUUGGGCAGUGCCCAGCCUUGGCACUGCUCAUUGAGGCUGUGCCGGCGGUUCCAAGCUGGCAGUGGAGCGCCACGGUCUGGCCUGGGCGCAGGGAGCUGGCAGCGGCUGCUGGGAUCGUGUUGGGAUUUUUUUGGCAGAGCCCAGUUGGUGUCAUUCACUCAGUGCCUUAAACGCGGCUCCGGCCAUGGCCCCCUCCCCAAGCUGGGGUGGUGCCUGGUGCAGGCGGGGGCCACCUGGGGCCCCCAUGGUGGGACUCAUGGCAGAGCUUGUGUCGUAGAGGCCCCGCAGCCACAGAAGCGGGCAAAGUUGCACUUGCUAAAUAAAACACUUUAAUUUUCCAGACAGUCCCAGUCUUAAUGGUGUGGCGACUCCCCCAAAAAAACUGUGGGCAGCCUCAGCGGGGGCUGCGGCCUGGGACAGUGCAAACCCUGCUUUGAAGCAGAAAAGCCAAGGUUGAGCUGCUCCAGGCCUGGCCUCCCCCGCAGCCCGUACUCCCCCCGUCCUUGUGGGCAGGAUCCCAGCUGUGGAGCAGCUGGGCCCCCCCUGCUGUGGGGGCAGGCAAAACCUGGGCCUGAGCGCUGAGCGUGCGGCUUCAGUGGCACUGAGCUGUUCCACUCACCAGGGACGAGGUUUAUUUGUCCCCAUCCAGCCCCACGACCGCCCCACAGGGCCAACAUCCCCUCAGCCGAUCCCUUUGGGGUGCCACAGUGCCAGGCUGGGGGCGGG